Molecule: messenger RNA, 675 nt
Organism: Thalassophryne amazonica
Lineage: Eukaryota; Metazoa; Chordata; Actinopteri; Batrachoidiformes; Batrachoididae
Exons: 4
Coding region: 138-446 (102 amino acids)
Source: RefSeq, a predicted model, not a curated record
UAACAGGUCCAGUGUUGUAAGAAAAUGAGAUGUCGUCACCAUCUGUGAGGGUAUUUAAGAAAAACUCAGUGUUCAGAUCAUCAUUGCAACGAUCUCUGUGCUCAUCUGCUGAAAACUAAAGUACAAUUACAGAAACCAUGCUGAAGACAGUAGUCCUCCUUGGAUGUCUCCUCAGCCUCGCUGUGGGCCAUCCUUUUGAUUUGCAGCUGAAACGAAUUGCACGCUCUCGGUCCAGUUCCAGCUCUGAAGAGAAACAGAUUCAACCUGCACCAGCGGGUUCAACCCAGUUGGAUCAGCUGAUUAAACUCGCGGAGCUAAUUAAAUUGCUUCAGCAGAUCCAAAAUGCUGCAACCACAACAACGGCUACAACAACUACAACUACAACAACUACUAAACCUACUGCUAAACCUGCUCCUACUCCUGCUCCUCCAACUACUAAAAAGUAAUUCUGCUAAUCAUGUGGUACAAUAAGUGAAUGAAAACAGACCAAAGCAGAAUUUUCACAUGAAUUCAGUCUGUAUUUAAUGUUUUACUCAUAUUCCCUCCAACUGUAUGGCUUUUAUGAAUGUUAUAUCUUUGUUAAACUGUUAUUUACUUGUAACACAAGUUUUUCCAACACUUAUUAAAUUUAAAUUUGCAUAUGGAUUAAAACCCCUUUAAAUAAAUGAACAUAAU